Molecule: messenger RNA, 564 nt
Organism: Diatraea saccharalis (sugarcane borer)
Lineage: Eukaryota; Metazoa; Arthropoda; Insecta; Lepidoptera; Crambidae
Source: the annotation of a GenBank genome assembly
AUGAGCGAAGAUGUAAUCCAGAAGGCCAAAAAGAGGAUCAACGUAAAACAAGAAGGAAUAAGAGUUGACAGAAUACGUAAAUGUAAGGAUGCGAGGGUAAUAAUCGGUUGCGAAGAGAAAAACCAAUUAGAAGCAAUAGAAGAAAAAUUAACACAAGGAAAGGAACUUAAAGUUGAAAAAGUUAAAAACAAAGAUCCCUUAGUAAUCCUCAAAGACGUAUUUAAUGACAUAGAAGAUAAAGAUUUACUAAUAGCAAUAAAAGAAAAAAACAAAAGAAUAUAUGGAGAAUUACCAGAAGAUGACACCAUCACCAAAAUAAAAUUCAAAAAACGGCCUCACAUAAAACCGACGUGAAGCAACGCUUGAGUUGUGUUUCGUCGUGUGAGUGAGGGUACCGGAGGCCCAACUCCUCCCUAUUCCCUUCCCUCUACCCCUCAACCCUUCCCUCCAAGGCCGGCAGCGCGCUUGUAGCCCCUCUGUUGUUGCAGGUGUCCAUGGGCGACGGUAAUCACUUACCAUGAGGUGAUCCGUCUGCUCGUCUGCCCCCUAUCCCAUAAAAAAUAA